AUGACAUCAUCCCACAGUACCCUGUUGCGCACCCUCUAUGAUGCCACCACUCAUACCUUGCGCAAUGCCGACGAGGUUGCGGCACUAGUCGAGGCCGCGGUGCAGCUCUCCUCCUUACGCUAUCGACCCCUCGCAUCGUCGUGGGAUCUGCCGAAACUGCUCUCGUCCGCGUUACGCACGCAGCUGAACGCGCGCCUGCGCUCGCCUGCGGCAGUGGCGAGCAGCGUCAGUCCAGUCUCUCUGUGUCGCGUGCUGGCAGCGGCGUGGCGGCUGUGUCCGCUGGUGUCGCUGCCGUUGCCUCAUGCAGCCGCAGACGGUUGCACCUCACUGACCAGCGUCGCUUUGCUUCUGUCACUCACCGAUGAAGCCGUCGAGCGGGUGGGACGGGAGAUGGCGUCGCUGGAGAACGCUCCGUGUUCUUCGGAUGCAGCGGAGCCGCCUGCUCGUGGCACAGCAACCGCUGUUGUGACGUCGCUACUGCUCUACUGGCACAUGCUCUGCGGCGAGGCGCAGGAGGCCACUGCAGAGAGCGAGGAAACGUUUCGGCGGGUGUCGGCGACGGUGUGGCGGUGUCUGCAGCGCUGGACCGCGGCUGACGGCUGUGACGAGGUGCGCCGUACCCUCCUCAAAACAUGGAUGAGUACAGUGCUGCGGCGUGCGCUAUUGGGUACGAGUGGCCUGUGCGUGAUGAGUGCCGUGACGCUGCUGGACGCCGUCGUGCAGCGGAGCAUGGACACGACGACGUCCAUGACUUUUGCCUCGUGCGGGCCGUCGAACAGUGGACUCAGCGAGCUGUGGGCAAGGCUGCACCUGCGCGUCUGUCAACACGUCAUGGAGGACAUGCGAGCGCGCCAAGCCGCCUUCAGCGCCGAGUGGAGUCACUCCGUCGCACCGGUGCUCACUCGCGCUUUCGCGCAGGAGCCACCCUUGCUAUCCCCCUCCUUCACCAACGUGAUGCAGUUCGCCGAACCGCUCAGCACUUCGCUGGGUGAGCUGAUGCGUGUGGUCCACCGUCUGCGGCGAUGCGCCCUCGGCAGCAGUACUGCGUCGCAGGCGGACGAUUUCGCCUCGUGUGUGAGUGCAGAUACCCUGGCGCCGCUCUUGUGUUUGGCGCGUCUCUCUCCGAGACUGGCAGAAGCGGGUGUACCGAUCGUGCCCUUCGCGACUGCCAACGCGUAUCGCACAUACGUGGCGCCGUUAAUCGCGGUGUCGCUUCGCUGGGGCCUCGUUUCAGAGGCGUGUGCACUGCUGGAUUGGUUCGCCAACGCGCUGGACGAUCGUGAGACACAGUGGCACCGGCGCCUGCAUCGAAUCUUGGACGGUCUUACACCAGUCGCGUCCUCUGCAGCCCCAGCGGACACCUUGACAAGGCUGCGCGGACGAGAGGGCGGUCUGCCGUACUUCGAGUGGCUUGAAGAACUUCAGUGCACCUCCUUAACGGCUCUGGACGUGCUGGCCACUUGCAAUGAUGUCAGGCAGCUGCGGCCGGUAUGUGACGCCCUUCUGCGCCACCGCCCCGCGGAGUGGGCCACGGAGGUACUCCAGGAUUCGUUUGCCCCAUUCUUUAUUCUUAGCGGGCUCACGCGCCUGAUUGAGGCACUGCUGCAGGCUCGCGAUGCUCCGCUGGCACGCUUCUACGUGACCCUGCUGGGGCGCCUCCUCCCGCGUUGCCCCUGCCCGACACAGCUCGAAGUAUUGCUGCGCGUUGUGUACCGCCUGGCCACCGUGCUCACCACCACCCACCUCUCCACUGCAGACUACGCGGCUCCAGACAGCCUCUACGGAGCGGCCUUGGCAAGGUGGCAACGUCUGAAGACCGUCCUAGAGCACGUGGACGCAGAGCUUUCCGACGCGGGCGACCCGGACGGUUCAAGGCAUGUUGGCUGGCCACGGCAGAGCACCGCAGGUCUUGCGUGGCGCGCUCGGAGGCAUCUUCAAAGUUUCUGCGCGCACCGCAGAGCAGAGAACGUUUGUACCGCCGCUUCUGAUCAAAGCACGGCCAACUCCCCUGCUGUCGCCCUAGGCACCGUUGUGGUGCUCUGCUACACCCCCGCUGGCUCGCAGAGUGAAGGAGAGGGGCUGCUCUGGCUCCGGCGCACUCGGAUCAGGGCCACGUGUCUCUCAGGAGAACAGCGGGCGCAGGACCAGCAGCUGCUCAGCCUAACGGUGCGCUGCCCUGUGGGGGGAGCGUUGCGGUCAUGUGCAGUUGAGAUGGCAGACGUGAUGAGCCGAAACCGAGCACAACUGAUGCGGGGCACCGCAAGCGCAGUCGGGGAGACGGGUCGGUGCCUUGACAGCCAAGGCCCGCGUGAGUUCACUGAAAGCACAAGCUGCGCGUGCCAGCAAGCAGGCGACUCUGCCGCGGUGCCGACCGAAGCGGAUGCUGAGCGACAGCGACGGUGCAAGGAGGCGUGGUGGUGUGAACGGUUUGAACUUGACGAUCGUAUUGGCCGGGUCGCUGCGUCGAUGCAAGACGCCCUCGGCGCGGCGCAUAUGUUGCUGCUCGGUUACCCCAGUCCCUCCCUCGGUGGCCAGUUGCAAACACUGGCAGCGCGCUUUGCUUGCGAGUGUGUGCACCUCCGCGGUGUCGGUCGCUGCCCUCCUAUGGACGCCUUGCAGCACGUCACUCUGCAGGUUCUUGCGGCGGCUCCGUACCUCUGGAAAGAUAAGACACCGCCUCGCGGGCAGACCACGUGCUGGUACGGACCACGCAACGCACACAGUUGCGCGUGCUGUAUGCAGACAGUAAAGCGCGCGCAAAGGAUGCUGCUUGAGGCGGUCACGGCUCUGGGACAGCUGGUCGCUGCCGCCACAGCAGCCGCGGCUGAGUCAUCUUUGUCGUGUGCACUCGCUAGCGACCCUGCGAACGUGGAGGAAUGCUGGCUGGGGCUGUUGUCAGAUAAGUCGGUGCAGGGUGUUGUAGAAGAGAUGGUGCCGGCUGUGCUGAACGCGUACUACCGCGAGCUCGCGCCAGACGCCGCCACGAAGGUGCCGGGUGAUGAUGAGGAGCGCCACCACCACCAUGCCGACUUGCUCCUUGUCUCGCGCGAGCACGUGUACCUGGUGCUUGACGGAGAGCUGCACGCGCUGCCUUGGGAAGCUCUGGAUGCGUGCCAAGAGCGCAGCGUCUCUCGCGUGCCGUCGCUCGAAUACCUGAAGUACUGCAACACCGAUGCGCCGGCCGUAUCCCUGCAGCGCUUGUUUGUCUAUCGCGAUGACGCGGCGCUGCAGCACGGCCCCUCCAGCCUUACGGAUCUCACCGCGCAGCAUCCACAUUGGGAGGUGGCCUACGGCGAAACGUCGCAGGCGGCAGCUGCGGCGGCACGAGAUGGCAGCAGCGUCGUCACGUCGCCACUGAUGCGCCGCCUCCUCUCCCAAUGCGAGGCGGCGAGCGAUCACAUAGACGCGUUUGUGUACGCUGGUCACAAGGGCGGGGAGCACCUGGUCCCUCGCGGAGCACUGUACGACUGGAUUCCCGCUGCAGCCGGCACACCUCCGACGCUGGUGCUGCUGAUGGGCUGCAGCUCUGCCCGCAUGCAGGCCAGCGCGCUCUACGACUGCUUUGGCCUGCCCAUCGCAUACCUUAGCGCAGGCGUAUCGUGCGUUCUCGGCUGCCUGUGGGACGUCACGGACGCUGACAUUGACCGCCUCACGAGUCGCUUUCUCCAAGUGGCCAGUCAGAGGACGGCGGACAGCGAAGGCAUAACCGUCGGGGAGUGCCUCGCAGUGGCACGCCGGGCCUGCAAGCUGCAUUACCUUACUGGCAUGGCCACCGUCUUCUAUGGCGUGAACUGUUACGUGGCGGCCGCGAGGGAGGACGACAGCAGAGGUACUGCCUGA
Molecule: messenger RNA, 3840 nt
Organism: Leishmania mexicana MHOM/GT/2001/U1103
Lineage: Eukaryota; Euglenozoa; Kinetoplastea; Trypanosomatida; Trypanosomatidae
Product: putative separin
Exons: 1
Coding region: 1-3840 (1279 amino acids)
Biological process (GO): proteolysis; meiotic chromosome separation
Cellular component (GO): mitotic spindle; centrosome; nucleus
Molecular function (GO): cysteine-type endopeptidase activity
Source: RefSeq, a predicted model, not a curated record